AAUUUUUUCUUAUUCUUUAAUUUAAAAACGUUCAAAAUGCCUGACUAUCUUGGUAAAGAUCAAAGAAGAACUAAAGAGGGUGAAGACGAGGAAGAAAAGCCAAUUACAAGUCUUGACGAAGGAGACAUUCAAAUACUCAAGACUUAUGGAACAGGUCCUUAUGCAAAGCCGAUAAAGAAGAUAGAAGACGACAUACAGGAUCACAUAAAGAAAGUGAAUGAGUUAGCAGGGAUAAAAGAGUCUGAUACUGGACUGGCGGUACCUUCACUUUGGGAUCUUCCUGCCGAUAAACAAGCACUCCAGAGUGAAGAACCUUUACAAGUGGCUAGAUGUACUAAGAUCAUUGAUGCUGAUACUGAUCACCCGAAAUACGUGAUUCAUGUUAAGCAAUUUGCUAAAUUUGUCGUUAACUUGCACAAGAACUUAGCACCUACUGACAUAGAGGAAGGGAUGAGAGUUGGAGUUGAUAGGAACAAAUAUGAAAUUCAUUUACCACUACCACCAAAGAUUGACCCCACAGUCACCAUGAUGCAGGUUGAGGAGAAACCUGAUGUCACUUAUGGCGAUGUUGGCGGCUGCAAAGAACAAAUUGAGAAACUUAAAGAAGUCGUAGAAACACCACUACUCCAUCCUGAAAAGUUUGUUAAAUUAGGUAUAGAGCCGCCGAAAGGCGUCCUAUUAUUUGGUCCCCCUGGUACCGGUAAGACCCUGUGUGCUCGUGCAGUUGCUAACAGAACUGAUGCUUGCUUCAUACGGGUCAUUGGGUCAGAACUAGUUCAGAAAUACGUCGGAGAGGGUGCCAGGAUGGUGAGGGAGCUAUUCGAAAUGGCUCGUACGAAAAAAGCUUGUAUCAUAUUCUUUGACGAAAUUGAUGCCAUCGGAGGGACAAGAUACAGUGACGGAGAUGGGAGCAGCAAUGAAGUCCAGCGGACUAUGCUUGAGCUAAUAAACCAGUUGGACGGGUUUGAGCCUCGGGGUAACAUCAAAGUACUAAUGGCCACCAACAGACCGGAUACAUUAGAUCCUGCUUUAUUGAGACCAGGUCGUGUGGAUAGGAAAGUUGAAUUCGGACUACCUGAUUUAGAAGGAAGAACACACAUAUUUAAGAUUCAUGCUGCUAAAAUGAGCGUGGAGAAGGACAUUCGCUAUGAGUUAUUGGCUAGACUAUGUCCAAACAACACUGGUGCUGACAUUAGAUCUGUUUGCACUGAAGCUGGCAUGUUUGCAAUAAGAGCAAGAAGAAAGACUGCCUCUGAGAAGGAUUUUCUAGACGCUAUCCAGAAAGUCAUAAAAUCCUACGCAAAGUUUAGCUCCACCCCACGCUACAUGACAUAUAACUGAGCUUGGGGCUAAGCUUUGGAAGAAGAAACUUCCUAUCUUAUCUCAUAGAUGUAUCAUUAAUUAAUUAACACUAAUAAUAAUAGUAAUAAUAAUGUGAUUAAUCAGAUGAAUUAUUCAUGAAUGAAGCAGUAUGGCUUCACUGCA
Molecule: messenger RNA, 1485 nt
Organism: Amphimedon queenslandica
Lineage: Eukaryota; Metazoa; Porifera; Demospongiae; Haplosclerida; Niphatidae
Product: 26S protease regulatory subunit 7
Exons: 13
Coding region: 37-1341 (434 amino acids)
Molecular function (GO): ATP binding; ATP hydrolysis activity
Source: RefSeq, a predicted model, not a curated record